This is a messenger RNA of Papilio xuthus (Asian swallowtail), 2683 nucleotides long. It is a transcript of the gene ova, whose product is annotated as ovaries absent. The transcript has a single exon. The coding region runs from base 319 to 1746 and encodes 475 amino acids. The record is from RefSeq and is a predicted model, not a curated record. Lineage: Eukaryota; Metazoa; Arthropoda; Insecta; Lepidoptera; Papilionidae.
AAGACAUUUGUGAUCUGUGAGAAAGAAAAGCAACGAAUGUUAUCUGUGCACUGCGAAUCUAUCCAUCUCUCGUUUUCAUUAGUUUUGUUAAAGCCAGAAUGCGUUAGUUGUUUGCAUUUUUGUAAAAUUUGACUAUUAAACUUACGUUUGGUUCUGGUCUUUGUUUGACGUUCCUAGCAAACCAUAUGUUUUGUGGAUACAAUGUUUAUGGUAACGAUGUUCGCAACAACUUGUAAUGUGAUAACCGUUAGCGUGUUGCUGAGUGAAGCGAGAUCACAUCGGCUGACACCUCUGCGAUGAUAAUAUACGCCACUAGCCAUGAUCGCUAAUCUACCGUUGCUUUUUGCAAACGGCAACCCAAUAGCGGUAUCAACAAUAUCAGCUUCACAGCUCGAGAAGUUCAUAACGUUUAUGGUAACAUGUUCUUGGGGCCACGACACCGCCAAAGACAUUCGCCAACCACCAUGGUGGCCGGAAGAUGUGGAAUUUUCUCAUCCCUUUGUAAAGCCAGAGCAAGUACCGCAGGAUUGGGAGACACGUCUAAAGAACCUUGUAAGGCGAUGUUACAAUCAUCACAAGAGCGCUUUUUUACUUGUGUUUUCUGCACAUCUCGCGCGCUUACCGAGAAAACGGCUAAGGUUAGUUGACAAUCGAGAUCACACUACGUCUAUGUACUACAGGCCAAGUGGACGGCUUCUAGUAACUUUUAGAAAUGAGAAUCUUUUUUAUGACAGAGAAGAGUCAGUCGAAAAAGAGGAAUCGCAUGUCAAAUCUGCUGACAUAUAUCUGUGUGACAAUUGUGAUAGUCAUUUUGACAAUUUACAUACAUUACAAGCACAUGAGAGGCUUUGCAAUAAUGAAAUCCCCACUACUACAUGUAAUAGGGGCCUGGCAGAAUUUAUGUCUGCAUUGAAACUGCAGUCAACAAAACAAAUCGCCCAUGGUGCUAGUUCAAAUAAUAUCAACAUAGAUACAAAACCUAAGAAUUCUCGAUCAGCUGCCAAUGUUGAUAGAGGUCCUCCCUUCCCAUUUUCCUCCUUAGCUUAUAUGAGGAAUGCUAAAACUAAUGUUCAGAGAGAUUCCACUUAUUCUAGAGAAAGAAUUGAAAGAUUUUGUUGUACAACGACUCCUUUGAAUAAAAAUGUAGUUAGCAAAAGUAGAAAUCAAUUCCCAAUUAGGUAUAGAAGGCCUAUAGAUUAUUGGCACAGAACACACAUAUUUCCAAAUCAAAGAAAUAAGAAGUUACUGGAUGUGAAAGGACAACUACUAUAUCUUAAGUGUAGACCUGUAUCUGUGAAAGUUGAAAGAAUGUCAUUAAAGAGUAUGACAGACUAUAUUGAAAAACUCAAGGAGGAAUCUGAGAGUAAAAUGUAUGUAGUAGACAAAGAUAUAGUGUAUGUUGAUGGGUUCGACUCUGAUCAUGCAGCAGAAGCAGAUGUGAGGAGUGCAGAUCCAUUAAAGAGACUUGAUAAUGAUUGUGAAGUGAUUGACUUGUGUUCGGAUGAUGAAGGACCUAGUGGAAAUGAGAACUGUGAUCCACGUGCUGGUAUUACAUGUGUAAUGAGAGGUGGUGCUGUGCUGCGUCGGGCUGCGGCGACACCUAAUGCCCUGCCAGCGGAGCCUUGCGGAGCACGCCAGCGCCCCCUCCCGGCAAUCCAACACCUGCCUUCCGCUGUGCUGCAGCCACACCCUGUGAUUCUAAUCGCUCAUACUUUGAACAAUUUACAGACUAUAACUUUAGAAUGAAUUUUAUAUUGUUUUACCAGGGAUAUUUUUUUAUUUAUUGCCAUCAAGCUUUUGUCUAAAAAGAUGUUAAGGUUGUCACAUUGUUAAAAGGACCUCACCUUCUAAGUUCAUUUGGGGCUAAUAUCUGCUGCAAACCAGAUGGGCAUUUCAUUUUGAUAACUAAUUUAUAUCUGAAUCACUCAAUCAGCACAGCUUACACCGCGUCGACUACGAGGUGUGGAGGUACUGGGUUGGCAAGGUCCUUUUAAUUGUGUGACAACCUUUAGUCAUCAAAAAAGUUUUUGCUUUCGAGUUGGAAAAAGACCAUACAGUUAAAACUCAUAUUUGAAGCUUUCUUUAAUUUGUGAUAUUAAUAGCUGACUCUUGUAGGUCAAGAAACAAAGCUUACAAUAUUUUAAAUAUAUUGUUUUUCAUUUAUGAAACUGAUUAUGAAUGUGUAGUUAAUAAUUAUCUAUUUUCAGUUUUGUUUACAUUAUUUAUGUUAAACUUUGACAUUUGUAAAAAUCUUUGUCUAUGGCUGUGUUCAAUUCAAAUUUAUUGUCAGCAAUUGGUUGUGAGCAAUAUAACUCAUUGUUUUUAAAAGGUUUUUUUGACCAUCUAUACAAUCCCUAUGCUGUGUUAUGCAUAGUCACUAAACAAAAAUGCAAUAUGGUUAAAACACACUGCAAUUUUGUUUUACAAUUAAUAAAGUAAACAGCUGAUAAUAUAUUUCAUGUGAACAUGGCCUAAUAUGUAAGAUGAUGUCUAUGGCUCCUGUACAUUAAAACUAAUUUGCAGUAUUAAAUUUCCAAAUUUGAACAAUUAUACAAGCACUUAUUUAUUUUGUUUAACAUACUGUACAAUAGUUUAGCAGUUAUUCCUUUAUUUAUACAAAUGUGAAAAGGAGUUAAUUCUUAUUUAUGCAACUCUUAACUUAUGUAAAAAGAUCAAUAGUUAA